Molecule: messenger RNA, 804 nt
Organism: Nicotiana attenuata
Lineage: Eukaryota; Viridiplantae; Streptophyta; Magnoliopsida; Solanales; Solanaceae
Product: agamous-like MADS-box protein AGL80
Exons: 1
Coding region: 1-720 (239 amino acids)
Biological process (GO): positive regulation of transcription by RNA polymerase II
Molecular function (GO): DNA-binding transcription factor activity, RNA polymerase II-specific; RNA polymerase II cis-regulatory region sequence-specific DNA binding; protein dimerization activity
Source: RefSeq, a predicted model, not a curated record
AUGACAAGGAAGAAGGUGAAGUUAGCUUUCAUAACUAAUGACUCGGCAAGAAAAGCAACAUUCAAGAAAAGGAAGAAGGGUCUGAUGAAGAAGGUGAGUGAAUUAAGCACUCUUUGUGGUAUUGAUGCUUGUGCUAUUAUUUAUAGCCCUUAUGAGAACCAACCUGAGGUAUGGCCAAACACCAUGGGAGCUCAACGCGUGCUCGCGGAGUUCAAGAGAAUGCCAGAGAUGGAACAAAGCAAGAAGAUGGUGAAUCAAGAGAGUUUUAUGAGACAAAGAAUUGCAAAAGCGGGCGAACAGCUGAAGAAACAAAGCAAGGAGAAUAGAGAGAAGGAGAUGACUGAAGUUAUGUACCAGUGUUUGGCUGGAAAAGGGAUGCAGAAUUUGAAUUUGGGAGAUUUGAAUGAUCUUGGUUGGGUUGUUGAUCAGAAUUUGAAGGAGAUUAAUAAGAGGAUUGAAGCAUUUAAAAAAGGGGCUUCCUCUUCUUCUUCUGCUGCUGUUGUAUCACAGGCUGCUGCUCCGCCGCCAGUGGAGCAAAAGCCAGUGGUGGAAUUAGGGUUGGAGGGGAUGCAGAGGACACAAACAGAGUGGUUUAAUGAUUGGAUGAAUAACAACACAAGUGAACAGCAGAUUGGAUUUGGACAUGGAGAUGAGAUGAUUAUGCCUAAUUUUAAUGAUAACCACAACACUAGCAUGUGGCCUAAUGCUUUCUUUCCUUAGGUUUAUAUUUCAUGUUAUGUAAUCCCUUCUGCAUGGAGUUUCUUUUCUGGAUUUUUCCUUUCACUUUUUUUUUUAUCCUUGUUA